This is a messenger RNA of Monodelphis domestica (gray short-tailed opossum), 1544 nucleotides long. RefSeq lists its product as uncharacterized. Lineage: Eukaryota; Metazoa; Chordata; Mammalia; Didelphimorphia; Didelphidae. The record is from RefSeq and is a predicted model, not a curated record.
CAGUUGGAGGAGAAGAAAGGACUUGUGGGAUUGAGAGCUUUGAAAGGAGUCUUUUACCCUGUAUACUCAUGAGAGACAGGAGUGAGGGACUAAAGUGAAGGACCCCAAAUCGGUGGUACCAGAGCCUUGCCUACAUUUCCCUUUACCCUGGAAGACAGAAAGAUCCCUGACAUCUCUGGAUCAUUGAUUAAAGAAGCAAAAGAAGGGCAGAAAACAAAUCAACACCAUAAUCCCACAGAAGACUAUUUAUUGGAACACAGCUCCUGUUCAUCCCUGCCCCAACAUCUGCUCAGGAGCACCCCUCUUUUGUGUUUAAGAAGACCCAUCUUUGGGAAUGAACCAUGUAGAAAAGAAAGAAUAAUAAAGGUGAAUCAAUCUCCAGGAGCUGACACACUGACUCAAGUGGAGCCUGCAGAUACCUUUUGAGAUUAGACAAAAUCUUGAAGCUUGAAAUGAUCAUCCCUGGAGUCAUCUGAUAGAAGAAUUUUUCCUCUAUCUCUAAAAAGGCUGAAAAAAUGUAGGCAUGUCUAUGGAGGAGCUCACUCUUUGCAGAUACAUUGCUUAUCAGAUCUUUCUCCAAUCCCCCUCAAUGCUCAGCUCCUAGUUUUCUCCCCCUUCUAAUUGCCACCCCAUCCACACCUUUGUGUCUUUCCUUCUUCCAGGGGCAUAAUUUCCUUCCUAAAUUUUGGAAUGCUUCCUUGGGGACAGAUAAUAGAUAGGACAGAGCUGGAUAUGAGGAAGCCUGGGGGACUGGGGACUUCAUAUAUAUAUAUAUAUAAGGUCUAGGUAUUCUCCAAGACAUCCCAAACAAACCCUCUUCAUUCUCUGACUGGUCUACCUACCACUGAGCACCAUGCUGAAGGAGGCAAUCCUCGCCUUCACUCUGUUCUCUCUGGUGAUGUCUGCCCCAACAUCAAAACCAGAACCUGUAGAAAGUACAGCUGUGGCUAAGACAGAUCCUCCUGCUGAUGGACCUCAGAAGGGACCCCAAGAACCAGCCAAUACUACAACCAAUCCAGAGACUCCAAAGACAUCUGCUUCUAAGACUAACCAAGUAACUUCAGCACCCCCCCAAACUACAACCAAGCAGGAGGUUCCAAAGAAUGAGCCAAAGACUGUUGCUCCUGAGAAGAAGCAAGUAACUAAGGCACCAGCUGAAACUACACAAGAUGAGCAGGAUCUGAUGAAGUGGAUACAGAAAAUGAUAUCGGAUGAAAAAGAAAUAGAACAUAUUGUGAAUGACUGUGAUGAGGAAGAAGUACCAAUGCAGAUACAGAAUGAAAAUGACAUCGAUUAUGUGCCAUACAACUCAGAUUAUGACAGCCCUGAUGAUUUCUACGGAAGUGAGACUGAGGAUGAUUAUAACAAAGACUGCAUUUCAUGCUAUUAAAUGUAAAAGGCAACAACUUAACCAGAAUGUGAAGAAAAUAUCAAUCUCCCCUUUUCUGAGAACUGGAACAUCUUCCUCAACUUCCAUUACAUUGCUGGAAAAUUUAGAUCUUCAGAACACGUUGCUUUCAGUUGGACAGUACAAAUGAGGGAAG